CCUCCACGACCAGAUAGCUUUGUAGCUAAAUGAUACGGAACCCGAAAACCCACACGAACAACGCAUUUAAUUUCAUUUGUUAGUAUUUAUUGAUACAUCAAACGACAUCAAUAAUCAACGUUUGUUUACGGAUAACACGCGUGGUAACGUACCUCUAUCGAGGAUAAAGUAGCUUUAAAUUGGUAUUUUUAACUGCACCAGAUUUAUGUGAGGACAAAGGCCUACACAUUGCUCGCUGCUUCCAAAGCAUGUAUCCCUCUUGGGGUAGUAACUAUGGUGGUGGUGGUGGUGGUGGUGGCGGCGGCGGCGGCCAUCAACCACCUUCGCAGCAGCACUUCGGUGCGCCGAGGGGUCAGUCUCCUCAAGGCGAAGGCUUCGGGGGAGGAUUCGGGGGAUAUGGAGCUGCUACACCCGCAGCUGCACCCGGGUCAACGUUCAACAGCCUGCGGGAGCAGCAUCUCCAGCAGAUGCAGCAGCUACAACAGCUCCACCAAAAACAGCUCCAAUCUGUGCUGCACCACGACAGGAACGUAAAUGAAAACCCCUAUGGCGGCAGCGGUGGUCCUACGGCCGAGUCGUGGCAAGGCAACUCGGGAUAUGGGUAUGGUUCAACGGGGACCGGUGCCCCUUCCUCAUACCAAGAAGAGUAUCAGUCCAUGCAAGGCCCUUCCCCGUAUCAAGAUGAGUAUCAGUCCAUGGAAACCGGGGCGCCAAGCCCACAACUUCAGCCACCGCAGCCCAAAGAGACCCAGCUUCCCCCAUCAGAGGAGAACCCACCCCCAUCAGAGGCGAACCCACAGGUACCCACUCAGAACAAUGGUACACCAGCGACUAAAGAGGACCAGCAGCAGUAUUGGUACAAGCAGCAUCUCCAGAACUUGCAGAGGCUGAAAGCAGAGAACAAACAGAGCCAGGGUGAUGGCUCAGCACCCCCACCUCCCAAACCCCAGCCCCACUCGGCGGCAGCCGCCCCUCCCCCUCCGACAGAACCACCCAAGAACGCCCCUCCACCACCACCUCCAAAAGAGGAGCCCCCACCACCACCUCCACCCGAUGACACAAAGCCUGCCCCCAUGACCCAGGACCCAGUAGAGGUGGCCCGGCUGAAGCAGCUCCAGAGUGCAGCGGCCCAGUGGCAGCAGGCCCAGCAGCAGAGAGCGGGCUACCAGUACCAAGCCCUGAUGCAGCACCAUGCUCAGCUACAGACCAUCCUCAACCAGUACCAGCAGUGUAUCCAACAACCUGCACAGCUAGAGACAAUGUCUAUGGCCAUGCAGCUGAGUCACUAUGAGACGCAGCAGAAGCAGUUUGGCCCGGUGUUUGAAGACUGGGGCCGCACCUUCAGCCAAUGGCAAGAGCAGUUCCAGUCCUACCCACAUAAAGACCAGCUACAGGACUACGAGUUACAGUGGAAACAGUGGCAGGAACAGAUGAACUCCACCUCAGCACACCUACAGGAGAGGGUGACCACCCUGCGAGCCAUGCAGCAGCAGUAUGGAGGCAGUGGUGGGCAAUAUGGCGCUGACCAAUACAGUAGUAGUGACCGGUAUGGUACUGGAGGGUAUGGGGACCAGUACAGCCAAUAUGGUCAGUACCCACACUCUGGACCGGACUCGCAGAUUCAACAAGGCCCCAUGGUGAGCCCGUCUAUGCCGUCCCAGCCAGGUAGCCAGCCCUCGUCCACCUCUGGACCCAUGUCCCAGGGCCCUCCUCCAGGGCAGCACGGCCUCUCCAAUGCCCAACGCGUGGGAACCUCCACAGGAGAACCGCAGCACGGCCUCUCCAAUGCCCAACGCGUGGGAACCUCCACAGGAGAACCGCAGCACGGCCUCUCCACCGGGGCACCAGGGCCCUCCACCAGGGCACCAGGGCAGCACGGCCCCUCCAACGCCCAACGCGUGGGAACCUCCACAGGAGAACCGCAGCACGGCCUCUCCAAUGCCCAACGUGUGGGAACCCCCACAGGAGAACCACACCACGGCCCUCCACCGGGGCACCAGGGCCCUCCACCGGGGCACCAGGGCCCUCCACCAGGGCACCAGGGUCCUCCACCCGGGCACCAGGGCCCUCCACCCGGGCACCAGGGCCCUCCACCCGGGCACCAGGGCCCUCCACCCGGGCACCAGGGCCCUCCACCCGGGCACCAGGGCCCUCCACCAGGGCACCAGGGCCCUCCACCCGGGCACCAGGGCCCUCCACCCGGGCACCAGGGCCCUCCACCAGGGCACCAGGGCCCUCAGUCAGAGCAGUACAACCUGUCUGGACCCCCUGGUAGAGGGGCAGGCCCAGGAGGGAGAGGGUUGGCCAGACCACCAGGUCCACAAGGAGGGCAGCCUCCGUCCUACCAAGGCCCCAGAGGAUCAAGGUUUGACGGUCCGAGAGGGAACGGCCCGCGGUUUGACCAGCAGCAGUCCGGUCAACAGCAGAGGUUCAACGCUCCACCGGGUCCCAGGUACAACCAGCAGCACCCAAGGUUUGAUCAGCUUGGCCCCAGAGGACCAGGGCCUCGGUUCGGACAGCAGGGACCCCACUUCGACCACCCCCCGAGACAGAGCCCCCCAGCUCGCUUUGAAAGGCCCCCUGGUCCCUCAGCACCUUAUAUAGGCCCACAGCCUAAACCAGACACGGGCAAAGACACCAAACUACCUCAGGGUAAGACUGAGAUGCCAGCAGGCUCCAAGCCUCCUGGUAUUAAACCUACUGGGCCAGCUAAACCAGUAGCAGUCAGUACAACUAAGCAAGGUGCAUUGGCAGAACCAGGGGAUAUGUCAGAGGACAUGUUGGAGUCCCUUGGGAGCUUCUUCGUCCAAAACGACCCCAUCCCUCAGACGAAAGCAGAGGCUGAUGCUGCUGCUGCUGCUGCUAGUAAGGACUCCAAAAAGGAAGAGGUGACCCUCCCUGCUGCUGCCGGUGCCAAGCACCCCCCUUCUGUAACCCCAGAAACCGCUUCCCCUGCCAAGAACGCUCUCAAAUCAGGUGGACUGGCCGGGCCGUUGAAGACCAACGUCAGUAACAACAACGGGCCUCCGGGACCGCAGGGGCCUAAGUCUCACGGACCGGAGCCGCCGAAGACCGACACAAUGACCAACCAACCCGCUGGUCUUCUGGGGCUCAUGGGCCGUGGUAGAGGGGGACGUGGCCAGCCUCUAUGGCCUGUAAGAGGGGAGGAGGACGGAGGUAGAGGAAGAGGGGAGGCGGACGGAGGGAUGAGGGGAGGGAGAGGACGAGGAGAGGCGGACGGAGGGAUGAGGGGAGGGAGAGGACGAGGGGAGGCGGAUGGAGGGAUGAGGGGAUUGAGAGGACGAGGAGAGGCGGACGGCGGGAUGAGGGGAGGGAGAGGGCGAGGGGAGGCAGGUGGAGGGAUGCGAGGUGGUCUAUGGGGACGUGGAGGGAAACAGUCGGGUAUCCCAGACUUCAGUACCAACACUAUCCCUCUGGGAGGUGGGAGGACGGACGACGACAUGGAGGGGGUUCCUUAUGACUACAGACCUCCACAUGAAGAGAUGCGAUCACAACAUGGAGGACCAGAGGAGGACUGGCAGGACUGGCAGCAGGACCCUUCCCUGGAGAAACCUGAAGGUCCUCCUCUGCCUGAAGAGGAGAUGUGGGUCCCUGAAGAGCACUACUACCCUCCAGAGGACUACUACGAAGACCCAGGGAGAGGAGGUCCCCCUAUGGGGAGAGGAGAGCCUGUAGAUGGGCACCACUGGGAGGAAGCAGACCCCCCACAUCCAAAGUACUGGGGAGAGGAAGGAGAUCCCUACUGGAUGGACCGGAGGCCCCCUCCUCAUGGCAUGAGAGGAGGCCCCCGAGCCCUGUUCCCCCCUGGGCGUGGUCGCCCCCCACGAGGCAGGCCCGGCUUCAUGCACCAGGGUGGUCCCAGACGCCCCCUUCCUCCUCCUCCUCACGGAGCCAUGGACCCCCAUGAACCUCUCGGAUCCCCCAUGGGGCCUGACGAUGACAUGGACCCUCUGGGACCCCCGCUGCAUCGGGACUACAACCCCAGAGGGCCCAUACACCACGAUAUGAUGGAGCGAGAUAUGAGGGGACGGCCUCCUCCACCUAGAGAGAUGAUGGACAGAGAUCUGAUGGGGCCUGGUGGUCAUCCUCCAUAUCACGACAUGGAGAUGGACCCUGGCUGGCCCCCGGGCCCCGGACGACCCCCCCACCUCGGCAGAGACGGGCCGAGAGGUCCCCCUCCGCCUCCCCAUGAGAUGAUGGAGCGGGGAGGGAUGAGGAGGCGUCCGUUGGGAUCUCGGGGCGCCCCAAUGGGCCGGGGCGUGAUGCGGCACCCACCUCGCUUACUCGACGACUUGGAGGGGUACCCCCAUGAGGGGUAUGGGGAGGGGUUUGGUGGUCCCGGUGAUGAUGGGUAUGGAAGAACGCUGCCGCCACGUGACUGGCCGGACCACCCCUCACAUGAGUACGACUGUGAGGAGGAGUAUUAUCCCCAGGAGCCUCCUCGUGUUGGGGUGUGGGACAGGGAGAGAGGAGGACCACUACCGGAGAGGGACUAUUCUCCCUACCCUUCCCGCGGUCCUCCACCUCCCCCAGACCGUUUCAGAGAUGACGAGUGGAACGAUGAGAGAGACCGAGACCGUCCUCCAUACUCCUACGAGGGAGACAGAGAACGUCCUCCAUACCCCUACGAGGGUGAAGAGCGUGGAAGAGGAGGAGAGCUUCGAAGUCGAGACUUCCCGGAUGACCCUUCGUACAGGCACGAUGAACGCCCCUACCCAUCCCCUGCUGAAUGGGAGAGACCCAGACCACCCCUUCCAGAGAGAAACUACCCCCCAGAUUUUGAGGACCAUAGGCCGCAUUACGACGGGCGACCCGAGCCCUCUAGAUCAGAUCAAGGUCUCCCUCCAUCCACCCUUUCUCAGGCCUCUGCUCCUCCCAGUACUGGACCAGACAGUUCUCAGGAACCAGCCUCACAGGGAACUGGACCGGGCAUACUGGCUCUGUCACAACGACAACAUGAGAUCAUCCUGAAAGCUGCCCAGGAGCUGAAGCUUAUCAGGUCUGUUUCUCUGGUACUGAACAGAGAAAUGCAGGAGAAUAAGACUGAGGGAGAGGCCCUACCCAUCACGUCUGACCCCAAGACGGAGCUCCCUGCUGGGCUACUGGGGCUGGAGAUCCCCCCUGAGGUCCGGAGUGCCCUCCAGGCAACCAACCUUAUGUCCAGCUUGGCUCCUACUAAAUUGACAUGGGGAGACACCAAGCCUCCAGAUACUGGUUACGUGUCCACGGCUCCUCCAGUCACCGCCAAGACUGUCGACUAUGGACAUGGACAUGACCUCGGUGCUGCCACGGUAGAGCGGAUCUCGUACGGUGAAAGGAUUGUGUUGAGACCCGAUCCCUUACCUGACAGAGAGAGAGAGAGGAGCUAUGAAAAAGAAUCCCUGGGCCCCCUGAGAGACCCUUACCACAGGGACCUGCACUACGACAGACGACCAGUGGGCCCCUACAUGGAGCGCAGGGAGUACAGCAGGGAGAGGGAGAUGUACAGAGAGAAAGCUCCCAUGGACUUUGAAAGAGAACCAUACGAGAGGGAACGCUAUCCGCCUCGAGAUGACAGACCACCCCCCGGCCAUCCUCCACCUCGCCCGGGCUUCAGGGAGAGGGACAUGAGGGAGGGCAGCCGGACCAGUAGAGAUGGAGAGGAGCCUUAUGGAAGGCCUGGGGGUUACGACAGACCUCCGUACGAGCGUGGGCCUGAACGUGGGCCUGAGCGCUUCGAUCAUGGUGCUUCACCAUACGGCGAACGGAGGAGUUACCCAGAGGAGAGAGGAGCAGGAGGCCCCACGUCGUCCCACCCUCCUCCCCCACCGGCUGCUCCUCCUUCCAGGAUCGAGAAGAAACCGGAGACCAAGAACGUGGAGGAUCUUCUCAAACUACCAGGCCGAGACACUCGUCCAGAAAGGAUCGUCAUCAUAAUGAGAGGCCUACCAGGAAGUGGUAAAAGUCAUGUGGCCAAGCUGAUACGGGACAAGGAGGUGGAGUGUGGAGGGGCUCCACCCAGAGUGCUGGGGUUAGACGACUACUUCAUGACAGAGGUGGAGAAGAUGGAGAAGGACCAAGAUACAGGGAAACGAGUCAAACUUAAGUGUCUGGAAUACGAGUACGAAGCGGAGAUGGAAGACACGUACAGGAACAGCAUGCUAAAAACAUUCAGGAAGACACUAGACGACGGCUUCUUCCCCUUCAUCAUCAUCGACGCUAUCAAUGACAGGGUUAAAUACUUUGAUCAGUUCUGGAGUGCUGCCAAGACUAAAGGCUUCGAGGUGUACUUGGCUGAAAUCUCGGCAGACUAUCAGACUUGCGCUAAAAGAAACGCCCACGGCCGGAAGAUGAGGGAUAUUCAAAAGAUGUCCAGUAACUGGGAGUCGUCACCACGUCACAUGAUGCGGUUGGAUGUCCGCUCCCUGCUUCAGGAUGCUGCUAUUGAGGAGGUUGAGAUGGAAGACUUCAAUCCUGAUGAUGAGUCGAUGAAGAAGCCCAAGAAGAAUAAGGAGGAGGAGGAAGAAGACGUUAAGGGUUACAUUCCACAAAGCAAAUGGGAGAUGGACACUUCUGAUGCGAAACUAGACAAGCUGGACGGCCUGGUGAUGGGGGGGAAGAGGAAGAGGGAGGGAGACGACUUUCAGCUAACGGACGACUACGCCACACGUCACUCUGAGCCUGGCAAGAAGAGGGUUCGCUGGGCUGACCUCGAAGAGCAGAAGGACGCAGAGCGCAAGCGUGAUAUCGGCUUUGUGGUGGGUCAAACAGACUGGGAGAAAAUCACCGACCAGAGCGGACAGAUAGCUCAGAGAGCUCUCAACCGCACUAAGUAUUUCUAGUAACAGAAGAUCAUUGCCCUCACCCUCUGCUUCCUGGUUUAUAGGUCUGCAGACUGAAUAUCACACACACUCUACAGGCCGGCAUUUAGGAAAUCCGCAGCUGUUUAUUCCAUUGUUAGAAUACAGGAUAUAGCUUUCUGUUGACAUUCAUUUAGAAUUAUGUGUAGUUUUUAUUUUCUUUCAUCCUAUGCUUUUCGAUUGGUAAGUUGUUUUUUUUGCACCAGUGUGUGCUUCUCAUUUUAUACUGUACGAGCUGUAACGUCUUACGUGUAUGUUAGCACUGUUGCUUAUUUUAAGAAAUAAACUAAAGAAAACAAUAAAAGGUUUCACACACACACAAAAAACAAGCAGGAGAGUCUCGUGUGAGUGGUCAUAUGGGCUACGUCAUGGAGAGUCUUCUGUGAGGUCUGUUUUCAUGUGAACCACAUUCAGUAGAACCUCAAAGAUACAAACCUAAUUUUAUGGUGAUAUAUAUAUUUUUCUGUCUCUUCUUUUUUUUUUCAAAGUUACGAACAUUUCAGUAUUUCAAAAACAGCCUCCGUUUCCCUCUGUGUUCGUAUCUCUAAGGUCCUACUGUGUUACAGGAAGUAUGUAGCCGAGGUUAGAGUGGCGGAACAGGAAGGUUCUUGGUUCAAGCCCCGAGCCUAGCGAGGAAGUGGACUGCUGGUGUCUGAGUCACUGGCUGCCAUUGUGCCCAUGAGCAAGGAACUCUCAAACUGCUACACGGAGGCUGCACUGUGUCUUACCCUUUGCCUCUCAGUGCAUGUGUGUGUCGGGGGGGGGGGUAACGCAAAAUGAAAUGAGUUUUCAGUACUCAAUCAAACCACAUAGUAUCACUGUCUUUAAUUUGAUUUUAAUUCAAAAAAUCUGUUACCUCAUUGCAUUUCACAUAAUUUAACCUCCUAAACUUUAAGAAAGUUCACACUCAUUGUUUCUUGCAACAAAUAAAAUAGUGAAUUGAAAGUCCAGUAUAUAUUUUGUGCCGUUUACAUGAUCUCAUAAAUAAAUAAACAACCCAUGACAGUCACGCAGAAUCACCUUGCUUGUGAAACAACCAAAAAUCUAAAAAGUUUCUGAUAAUGGUAAAUUCUACACUAUCAACUUGCUAACUGAGGCAAACGACGUGUUCCUAAUAUUGUAUGAAGAUGUCCUAAUAGGUAAAGAUGUCCUAAUAGGUAUCGAGCCAAAAAGAAAACUAAACCAUCAAUGGUCACCUCUCUCUUUUUUUUUUUUUUUACAGUAGGCUCUCGUCAGCAAUAUUCAAGCAUUACCGGGCCCUAACUCCACUACGGGGCUUUCUCCUUCUUCUGUAUUCUCGUCACAUGACUUUUAUUCCUAUUGCUAAUUGGACGGAAAUAAAUUCUUGACUACACAGAUAUAA
This is a messenger RNA of Oncorhynchus nerka (sockeye salmon), 8223 nucleotides long. Its product is annotated as YLP motif-containing protein 1-like. The coding region runs from base 249 to 6842 and encodes 2197 amino acids. Gene Ontology annotation, biological process: regulation of telomere maintenance. Gene Ontology annotation, cellular component: nucleus. NCBI's taxonomy places the organism in Eukaryota, Metazoa, Chordata, Actinopteri, Salmoniformes, Salmonidae. The transcript has 23 exons. The record is from RefSeq and is a predicted model, not a curated record.